GUCAGUGGCUGGAGCACUGCGCACCGCCAGCCACGAGGGGUGUGGGAUGGGGGAGGCAGAGGAGGAGGGCACCCUCAAGGAUCCGAGCUAACCGCGCACUUCAAACGACUGCGGGGCUGCGUUUUCCUCCUGUGCCCCGGGAACUUCAAAGCAGCGGGCCGCCUAGCUCCGCUCUAGGGCCUCGCUGCCCCGCUGUGGUGCCCGGUGGCCAUGACCCCAGUGCUCAGCGCUGCCCUCCACCAGACUCUCCUGCUACUCGCUGUGGCCGCUGCGCUGUCCGCAGGACUAAAGUGUGUAUGUCUUUUGUGUGACUCUUCAAACUUCACCUGCCACACUGAAGGAGCAUGUUGGGCUUCAGUUAUGCUAACCAAUGGAAAAGAACAGGUGAUCAAGUCCUGUGUGUCUCUCCCAGAGUUAAAUGCUCAAGUCUUCUGUCACAGUUCCAACAACGUUACCAAAACUGAAUGCUGCUUCACGGAUUUCUGCAACAACAUAACACUGCACCUUCCAACAGCAUCACCAAAUGCCCCAAAACUCGGACCCAUGGAGAUGACCGUUGUCAUUACUGUGCCAGUUUGCCUCCUGUCUGUAGCUGCAGUACUGACCAUUUGGGCAUGCCAAGGCCGACAGUGCACACGCCGGAAGAAAAAGAGACAGAAUGUGGAGGAGGCCCUUUCUGAAUGCAAUCUGGUAAAUGCUGGGAAAACUCUGAAAGAUCUGAUUUAUGACGUGACCGCCUCUGGAUCCGGAUCUGGUUUACCUCUGUUGGUUCAAAGAACAAUUGCCAGGACGAUUGUGCUUCAGGAAAUAGUAGGAAAAGGUAGAUUUGGUGAGGUCUGGCAUGGAAGAUGGUGUGGGGAAGAUGUGGCUGUGAAAAUAUUCUCCUCCAGAGAUGAAAGAUCUUGGUUUCGCGAGGCAGAAAUUUAUCAGACGGUUAUGCUGAGACACGAAAACAUUCUUGGCUUCAUUGCUGCUGACAACAAAGAUAAUGGAACUUGGACUCAACUUUGGCUUGUCUUGGAAUAUCAUGAACAGGGCUCCUUAUAUGACUAUUUGAACAGGAACAUAGUGACAGUGGCUGGGAUGAUCAAACUGGCACUUUCAAUAGCUAGUGGUCUGGCCCACCUUCACAUGGAGAUUGUUGGUACGCAAGGUAAACCUGCCAUUGCUCAUCGAGAUAUAAAAUCAAAGAAUAUCUUAGUGAAAAAAUGUGAAACUUGUGCCAUAGCAGAUUUAGGAUUGGCUGUGAAGCACGAUUCAGUACUGAACACUAUUGAUAUACCUCAGAAUCCUAAAGUGGGAACCAAAAGGUAUAUGGCUCCUGAAAUGCUUGAUGAUACAAUGAAUGUGAAUAUCUUUGAGUCCUUCAAACGAGCUGACAUCUAUUCUGUUGGUCUAGUUUACUGGGAAAUAGCCCGAAGGUGCUCAGUUGGAGGAAUUGUUGAGGAGUACCAGUUGCCUUAUUAUGACAUGGUGCCUUCAGAUCCCUCAAUAGAGGAAAUGAGGAAGGUUGUUUGUGACCAGAAGUUUCGACCAAGUAUCCCAAACCAGUGGCAAAGCUGUGAAGCACUCCGAGUCAUGGGGAGAAUAAUGAGAGAGUGUUGGUAUGCCAAUGGGGCAGCCCGCCUAACAGCCCUUCGUAUAAAGAAGACUAUUUCUCAACUUUGUGUCAAAGAAGACUGCAAAGCCUAAUGAUGAUAACCAUGUUAAAAGAAAAUCUCUUACAGCUUUCUUUCUCAUUUUCCCUCUUUAUGUGAAUGUUUUUGCUCCUCUUUUGUUGUUGUUGUCUACCUCAAAGAUAAUGCAGUUCAGUAUUUAAGUGCUCAAAGGCAGCAUGAAAAAAUAACUCUAAGAUCAAUCAGGAGUUGGCUCUAGCCAAUUUUCAUGUUGUCUGUAAUAUAUUUUUUAAAAGCAACACAUCAAUUCAUCUAUUUAAUAAGAAAGCUAUUGUAAAGUGUAAAAUAAGCUAUAAAAUAAUAAAUGUCAUUUGGGCUUUAUUUUACUUGAAUCAAGAGCAUACGAAUGAAUGGAGAAAUGUGUUGAGAAAAGUGAGAUGAAAACAUGUUCAUUAAAGAUGUGAACUAGAGUAUUUUGUGUCUAACCAAAACUUUCCAUCAUACAAUCUAUGGUAUCUUCUAUUUUUUAAAAAUUAAGCAGGAUCUUUAAAAAAUUAAAUAUUGUCCUAUGUUUUAGUAUAUAAAACAUGGAAAAGUGGAGCUACUUAGUUGGAAGAUGGAAGUGAGGUCAGGGUGGCACUCCCUCAGGUCCCCCACCCCUACCUUCCCUUACUCUUUAUAAUCCAUCACACAGUAGCCCUGAAGCAAACAGUUUGAGAGCCACUAAAGUUGCUAUACCCUCUCAUUAAAUGAGAUACCUGACAUUCUGAGACCUGGAGUAAUGUGUCAAAGUCACAGUGCUAGUGGUAGAGCUGGCUGUAGGUCUAAAUCUUGUGACCGCCCACACUGUAGAGUUAGCUGGCUUCCACCUGUCCUUUUAAUUCCAACAGUACUUUUCUCUCUGUGCCAAAACAACAUUGUUCAUGAUGAUAUGUGUAGUUUAGUAAAACAGAAGACAAAUUAAGUUAUUUUUCAGAAUCAUAAAGGACCUGCAUAAAUUCUUAAGACAAUAUCCAUUGGUGUUUUCUUCAUAGAAAUUUCAUAGUCACCCUAUUUGUUAGAUAAGUAAUAAUGUUUUCUAAAAAAUUCCAGAAAUUAAUCAAGCUUAAAGAUACAUUACCAGAAGAUGUUUUUCAGAUGCCUAUUACUUUUGUAUAUACACACGCAGAAGGAAAAGAACAGAAAAGGAAGAGGGACCUAGGAGAUAUCUUGAGAAAAAAAUUUUAAAAAUCUUAUUUUUUUUAAAAUAUUUUAUUUAUUUAUUUUUUUAG
Messenger RNA from Phyllostomus hastatus (greater spear-nosed bat), 2887 nucleotides. It is a transcript of the gene ACVR1C, whose product is annotated as activin A receptor type 1C. Gene Ontology annotation, biological process: protein phosphorylation; nervous system development; activin receptor signaling pathway. Gene Ontology annotation, cellular component: activin receptor complex; plasma membrane. Lineage: Eukaryota; Metazoa; Chordata; Mammalia; Chiroptera; Phyllostomidae. The transcript has 9 exons. Gene Ontology annotation, molecular function: ATP binding; activin receptor activity, type I. The coding region runs from base 211 to 1692 and encodes 493 amino acids. The record is from RefSeq and is a predicted model, not a curated record.